AUGGCCUGCCUGUCCAAUAGGCAGCUGAUUACCACUGAAAGUCGGGUAAACGGUAACGUUUUUUCUGUUCACGGAGCAGCUGCAAAGGCAAUUUUCGAUCUUGUUGACUUUUCAGAUGAAUUCAAUACCUACGUGACGGUCAAGUUGCAAAAUGUCAAGUCAACGACAGCCGUCGUUCGAGGGAACAUCCCAUGUUGGGAGCAGGAAUUCAUUUUUGAAACGAAUCGCCUCGACGAGGGAAUGAUUAUCGAACUUUGGUCAAAGGGAGUUUUGUGGGAUCGUCUACUCGGUGUACAUUUUAUGCCGUUGACAGAUGUUCGCUAUUGUGCUGCUCCGGGUGAUGGGCGAUGGCUACAAAUGGAUCAGGAAUUGGAAACGCGUAACGGGCAAACCAUUGGUACCAGCAAACCUACGGGUCAUAAUGUUCUUGUCGAUGCACGUUUUGAACUGCCUUUUGGUGAGUUUUUACGUUUUUUUUUUCGAAUUUUAAACUUUUCCCCCAAACUUUUAUAG
This is a messenger RNA of Haemonchus placei, 513 nucleotides long. Lineage: Eukaryota; Metazoa; Nematoda; Chromadorea; Rhabditida; Trichostrongylidae. The record is from the annotation of a GenBank genome assembly.